Messenger RNA from Mytilinidion resinicola, 1512 nucleotides. RefSeq names its product leucine carboxyl methyltransferase. The record is from RefSeq and is a predicted model, not a curated record. The transcript is spliced from 2 exons. Lineage: Eukaryota; Fungi; Ascomycota; Dothideomycetes; Mytilinidiales; Mytilinidiaceae. The coding region runs from base 99 to 1223 and encodes 374 amino acids. Gene Ontology annotation, molecular function: protein C-terminal leucine carboxyl O-methyltransferase activity. Gene Ontology annotation, biological process: C-terminal protein methylation.
UCCUCCCUUGGGUCGCACCUUCAGGGCGAAAUGGCAUGGGCCCCUGCCCCUUUAUGACGUGAGCCUAAAGUCCAACACCACCAACAGCUAUCACCACAAUGGCUGCGCCGGAGAUCCCAAAUCUAAAAUCGCUGCUCGCCCAGCGCCGUGGAGGACUACACGCUCGAGGACGCGGUCCCAGAGCUCCCAUCAGCCAUGAAACAAGUGAGGCUGCCAAAGACGACGCCGUGAAAGGCACCGAUCAAGAUGCAGCGGGCUCGCGAGUGAGCUGCGUAGAGCUGGGCUAUCUCGACGACCCAUAUGCGAAGGUAUUCGCCGCACAGCAGACGGUGCGGCGUCUGCCUCUCCUAAACAGAGGCACAUACGUUCGCACCACCGGGCUCGACCAGCUUAUCCACCAAUUCCUCACCACCGCGCCUGGCUCGCCCAAACAGAUCAUCUCCCUGGGUGCAGGGACAGACACACGCUACUUCCGCCUCCUCUCCGCGUACCCGUCUCUAAAUCUAACCUACCACGAGAUCGACUUCCCCUGUAACACCUCCUCCAAAAUCGCGGCCAUCCAACGCUCUCCCGCCAUCCUCUCCCUACUCUCCCACCCCCCUACCAUCUCUACAGACGGCACAUCCCUCAGCACGCCCACCUACAACAUCACGGCUCUCGACCUCCGCACCCUCGCCUCACCCACCCCACCACCGCUCCCAAACCUUAACCCCUCUACCCCCACCCUCCUCCUCUCCGAAUGCUGCCUCGUCUACCUCCCGCCCACCACCGCCUCCGACAUCCUCACUACUCUCACAACACACCACCUCUCCCCUACCACCCCCUGCGCCCUCGUCCUCUACGAGCCCGUCCGCCCGCAUGAUGCUUUUGGCCGUACCAUGGUCUCGAACCUCAAAUCCCGGAACAUCCACCUGCACACCCUCGCCACGUACCCGGACCUCGCCUCGCAGAUUACACGGCUAAAGACAGCGGGAUUUGACGCGGGACAAGGGGGUGUGGAUACCGGGUUUGUGUGGCGGGAGUGGGUGAGCGAGGCCGAGAAGGAGCGGGUUGGGGCGCUGGAGAUGCUGGAUGAGUUUGAGGAGCUAGGCUUGCUGUUGGGGCAUUAUUGUGUGUGCUGGGGUUGGCGGGAUAGAGGUGGGGAGGAGAAGGAUAUGGUGUUUUCCGAGGCGUGGAGUGGGGUGAAGGCGCAGGUUGGUGGGCCUGCUGGAGAGGGGGCGUAGAAGAGUUGGGUAGUGCAUAACAGGACAGAGCGGACGCCAGAUAUAAGGUUGGUCAGCUUGGCCGUUGAGAAGUGUGCAUAGAGACUAGGACAUAGACCACCCGUCUCAUGAUUCUUACGAUAUAUUUUAGAACCCUUGAACGUAGCAUGAUGGGUCAACGACAAGCUUAUGGGAGACUAUUAUCUUUUACUAUCCAACACCUCAUAUCUCCUUUAGCUUUCCUAUCCUACGCUUCAUGACUCCAAACGCCCCAAGCGUUGUUUGAACACUGCAACACGAAGCAAAAAUC